Molecule: messenger RNA, 8096 nt
Organism: Coregonus sp. 'balchen'
Lineage: Eukaryota; Metazoa; Chordata; Actinopteri; Salmoniformes; Salmonidae
Source: the annotation of a GenBank genome assembly
GCAGUGGUGCCAGCGUCAUGUCCGGCAGUCACAGACUUUGUGUGCCAGAGCGGUGAUUGCAUCGAGUCCCACCUGGUGUGUGACAGCAAGGCCGACUGUGCAGACGAGUCAGAUGAGGUAGACUGUGGUAAGUAGAGCUGGGGAGUACUUAGCUCUGGUCCAGGGCGUUACGUGUGGCUUGCUGAUGGCUCAGCAUCAGCACACCACUACAAGCCGUAGGUAACACCCUGGACCAGAGCUAGGGAGUACUGAACUAUACAAUAGAGAGCUAUUAAGGAGUCAUCUGCAACUUUGCUAUUUCUUUGCCCUCUCUCUCGCUCUCUCGCUCUCUCGCUCUCCCUCCCUCUUCCCAAUCUCUCUCUCUCUCCCAGGCCACAUAGUAGGCCUACCAGGUGCCUGUAACUUUGACAUGUCCAAGGACAUGUGGGAGGAGACCUGCCAGCUGACUCAGGACCCUGACGAUGACCUUGACUGGAGGAUUGGUCAGAGGAGCGACACCCCAGGAACUGGACCCCCCUCUGACCACAGCCCAGGUCAGUCCUGCCCUCCUAGGACCUUGAGAUUUUACUGACCACACUCAAAAAAAUGCUGGGUUAAAUUCAACCCAAUUUGGGUUAUUUGGUAACCCAUUGCUGGGUAAAUAUUGAACACACAUGCUGGGCUAUUUUGACCCAGCCAGUUGGGUUGCGUGAAUAACCCAACAUGUUGGGUUGUUGGGAUUACCCAAACAUAGGUUAAUUUAACCAUCAAUUGAGUUAUAUCACUUUCAUGCUGGGCUGACCCAGCAGCUGGGUCUGUUUUUAUUUGAUCCAUAAGUUAUUUCCAGGAGGCGUGGCUUAUUAGGGUGUGGCUUUCAGAUAGAUAUUUUUUGCCACCCGUGAGAGUAAAUGUCAUUCUUGUUCACCAUGUUAAGUUGAUACAGUGCAAAUUUCUAUUUUCAUUAAGUAAUUUUUAUAUCUUAUAUAUUCUGUUAUAUUAAUAACAUAAUUAUUUACAUAUUGUAACAAAGUGGUAAAUAUCCCAACAUUGGGAUUGCAUUGGCUUUUAAGGAACAUUACAGCUACAAAACUGUCAGUGUUCAACCUUAACAUAUGUUAACAAUAUAACAGAACAGAUGAAAGCCACACCACUACUAAACCACGCCUCCAGUUUUCUGAUCUGAACAGCUGGGUCAUAUUUCAAUAACCCAGCAUUAACAACCCAACCUUGCUCUUUUUAUAGAAAACAACCCAACUAAGUGACCCAAUGCAUGCAACCCAGCAGUUGGGUCAUUAAUACAACCCAGCAUUUUUUUGAGUGCACAUGGUCUGAACAGGUAGAAUAGGAUAUAACUUGAGUUGUUCCGGACCAAAUGACCUGAAGAGGACAAAUAGGCUGUAACUAACAGAUCACAUGUCCAGGGAAAACUCUGGGUUCUAUACCACUACAGUAAUGGGAUGCGACCCAAAUUGCACCCUAUUCCCUAUACAGUGCUCUACUUUUGACAAGGGCCCUAUGUUCCCUGGUCAAAGUAGUGCACUACAAAAGGGAAUAGGGUGCUAUUUGGGACACACCCAUGGAGUAUCAUUCUGCCUGUGUGCCUGAGUUCAGGGAGUCCAUUACUUAUUAGUUCUGUAUACCACACAGAAUGCAAACUUCUGUGGCGGAUUUAAGAUGCUCCCAAAGCAUUGAAGCAGAUUGACAAUGUUCCUGUGGCAAUGAGAGGAUUUCCGCAGAGGAAAUUCAGGCAUUCUUCCCUUUAUUGGGAAUCUUAAGGGGUAUUUACAGCUGUUUGGUUUGUGUGCUGUUAAAAAAACACGGCUGCCCAGGCUAGUGUUAGCCUGGAAGAGUGUGUGUGUGUCUGUGUGUGUGUGUGUGUGACUUUCUAUCCCUGUCUGUGUGUGUUUAUGUGUGCUGGGUCACACACACCAAAGUAGAAAGCGGAUCUUUACACCAUCAUAUGAUGCAUUAUGUCACAACAAGUUGACCCAUGAACUUUACAAGGACAAUCGUUGUUAUAGUGGAACAAUCGUUGUUAUAGUGGAACACAUUCAUCCAGAAUUUAUAGCAUAUUGUGUCCACACACUAUUCCCUUAGGGUUCUGGUCAAAGGUUGUGCAAUAUAUAGGGAAUAGUGUGUGGACACAAUAUGCUAUACAUUCUGGAUUAAUGUGUUCCACUAUAACAACGAUUGUCGGUUGCCAUUUCGGACAUAGCCCAUUGUGACUGACCACCCAACUCAUUGAUCGUGGAGAUGAAUGUGGACACCAGGCUCUGUGGCACAGGCUGACCUUAUGAUCUCACUGGGGAGGCAGAUCAAUGGGCCUAGCCAGCCAUAUCACAUACACACAGUCAGGCAACACACACGCAAGCACACACACACACACGCACACACACACACACACGCACGCACGCACUGCUUAGAUACUCUACAAUAGAGAAUAGAGAGAAUACAGAACAUCCCACAAAGAGAAUGGGUAGUGGACCUCUCUGAGUUGCAAAAUCAGAAUGAUAGGGGUGGACAGGACAUUCAUCCCCUAAUCAUGCAUUAGCUGAUUUACUGUUGCACAUAAAAGCUGAUUAAAAGUUUAGAAGACAAUAAAAACCAGAACACAGCUCUUUCCUAGAAUGGAGACAGAAAUGAGGAAUAAAGGACUUUGAAGAUUCCAGAAGAUUCUCCAGGGAGAUAGAGUAUUCCGGGUGGGAAUAUUGUGGUGUGGGACUCACCACGCAUUGAGACGACCCCAAAUCCCCUCUAGCUCAUGUGGAAAACUCCCACUUAGUUCUGGCGUCGCCUCAGUGGCCUCUCAGUCUAAGAGACUAAAGAGGAGCAGAGCAGAAGAAUCCUCUCAGCACCACAUGGCUGCAGGGAACAGGAUUUUAGACAGUAACCCUGUCUUCACAAAAUGUUCUUUGACUUCCUUCUUCCAGUUGUUUUGGGUGGUCCGAUACUGUUCACAUUUAGGGCAGAGAGUUGUCAUGUCACUUUAUCAGGAAAUAUUCUGGGUCUAAGUUUGAACCUAUAAGCAAAGUUAGUCUCCAACACAUUUUAUUUGACUCACUACUGGAGAAAUGACUAGAGACUUAUGUGGUUUCAUAUUUCUCUCCAUGAUCCACAGGUGGAGAAGGGAAGUUUCUGUAUGUGCACUCUGCCACAGAGAGAGAAGGUGACAUCGCCAAGGUUACGACGCGGAACUCAUUCCCAGCAAGUAUUGGCCUAUGUCACCUUCGAUUCUGGUUCUACAUGCAUGGAUCAGACAGGAUGGGGACGUUAAAGGUAGGAGGAAAGCUUAAAGGUAGUUCAGUAUUUUACUUAGAUGGUUCCCCCAUCACUUCCAUUGAUAUGUAGCUAGCUGUUUUAGGAAAACUGAACCAUGGACUACAGAUUCUCCUUGCCUAUAGCCUACUUUCAGGCUGAGGAACCAUCUAACAUUAAGUAGUAAAAUCCUGAACUUCCCUUUUAAGUCAUGCCCUAAUAAAUAAUUUUGAUGUAAUAUUUGUUCUGUCUUUUCUAGUGGAUUAAACUGAAGUUCGUUGCAAUUAAAGUUUAAUCCACCAGAAAAUAAAGUACAAAUAUUACAACAAAUAUUUUGGUUAAACUCAAAUAUACUAAUUGAUAAAAAAACAAUAUUUUUGGAAAAAAUGUUUUUAAAUGGUAUCUUUGUAAAUUAUAUCAUAAAUAGGACUGGUGGAGUUAUGUCACACAUGCAGCUAACAAAAAUAUAUGGAAAUGUCUGCUCUACUCAAAAUUACAACCAACUAAUUGCAGCAUUACCACAAAAAUGGAAGAGGAAGUCGAAAGGGGAGAAUGUUAUGAAAAUGUCUGUCGGCCCUGUAUUAAAAAUCAAAAUUGGUUAAAGAAAAUUGUGACAAAUAAAAAAGUAUACCACAUUCAUUUAAGGACCAAAAAAUUGACAGCUGUGCCAUAUAGAUUACAAAAUAGUUGAGAAGAGAUUUUCGAUAUACCGAUUCCAUGGCACAUGGUUUAUGAACUGAUACACAAAACGACGCUGGAUUCAAAACAUUAUACAAAAUUCUUGCAACCAAAAGAAUGUUAUAUAUAUGGGGGAUACAACCAUCCCAGCUCUGCAGAUUUUGUUUGCGAAGAGACAGAAUCAUUAGAUAAUUUAUUUUGGUACUGUCCUAAUACAGUGCAUUCGGAAAGUAUUCAGGCCCCUUUACUUUUUCCUCAUUUUGUUACGUUACUGCCUUAUUCUAAAAUGGAUUAAAUAAUCUACACACAAUACCCCAUAAUUACAAAGCAAAAACAGGUUUUUAGAAAUGUUAGCAAAUGUAUUACAAAUAAAUAACUGAAAUAUCACAUUUACAUAAGUAUUCAGACCCUUUACUCAGUACUUUGUUGAAGCACCAUUGUCAGCGAUUACAGCCUCGAGCCUUCUUGGGUAUGACGCUACAAGCUUGCCACACCUGUAUUUGGGGAGUUUCUCCCAUUCUUCUCUGCAGAUCCUCUCAAGCUCUGUCAGGUUGGAUGGGGAGUGUCGCUGCACAGCUAUUUUCAGGUCUCUCCAGAGAUGUUCGAUUGGGUUCAAGUCCGGGCUCUGGCUGGGCAACUCAAGGACAUUCAGAGACUUGUCCCGAAGCUACUCCUGCGUUGUCUUGGCUGUGUGCUUAGGGUCGUUGUCCUGUUGGAAGGUGUACCUUCGCCCCAGUCUGAGGUCCUGAUCACUCUGGAGCAGGUUUUCAUCAAGGAUCUCUCUGUACUUUGCUCAUUUCAUCUUUCCCUCGAUCCUGACUAGUCUCCCAGUCCCUGCCACUGAAAAACAUCCCCACAGCAUGAUGCUGCCACCACCAUGCUUCACCAUAGGGAUAGUGCCAGGUUUCCUCCAGACGUGACGCUUGGCAUUCAGGCCAAAGAGUUCAAUCUUGGUUUCUACAGACCAGAUAAUCUUGUUUCUCAUGGUUUUAGAGUCCUUUAGGUGCCUUUUGGCAAACUCCAAGCAGGCUGUCGUGCCUUUUACUGAGGAGUGGCUUCUGUCUGGCCACUCUACCAUAAGGCCUGAUUGGUGGAGUGCUGCAGAGAUGGUUGUCCUUCUGGAAGUUUCUCCCAUCUCCUCAGAGGAACUCUGGAGCUCUGUCAGAGUAACCAUCGGGUUCUUGGUCACCUCCCUGACCAAGGCCUUUCUCUCCGAUUGCUCAGUUUGGCUGGAUGGCCAGCUCUAGGAAGAGUCUUUGUGGUUCCAAACUUCUUCCAUUUAAGAAUUGUGGAGGCCAUUGUGUUCUUGGGGACCUUCAAUGUUGCAGAAAUGUUUUGGUACCCUUCCCCAGAUCUGUGCCUCGACACAAUCCUGUCUCAUAGCUCAACGGACAAUUCCUUCGACCUCAUGGCUUGGUUUUUACUUUGACAUGCACUGUCAGCUGUGGGACUUUAUAUAGACAGGUGUGUGCCUUUCCAAAUCAUGUCCAAUCAAUUGAAUUUACCACAGGUGGACUCCAAUCAAGUUGUAGAAAUAUCUCAAGGAUGAUAAAUGGAAACAGGAUGCAGCUGAGCACAAUUUCGAGUCUCAUAGCAAAGGGUCUGAAUACUUAUGUAAAUAAGGUAUUUCUGUUUUUUAUUUCUAAUACAUUUGCAAACAUUUUGAAAAACCUGUUUUCACUUUGUCAUUAUGGGGUAUUAUGUGUAGAUUGAUGAGGGGAAAAAAAUAUUUAAUACAUUUUAGAAUAAGUCUGUAACGUAACAAAAUGUGGAAAAAGUCAAGGGGUCUGAAUACAUUACCCCAAUGUAGAAAUCAAAACUGGAUGGUGUUCAGAGAUAGAUGGGAGGGGUUGAGUGGAGCUGAAGGGUGGGAUUAAUAAUAACAAGAUAACUAAUGUAAAAUAUACUUUGUCCGUAAAAUGUAUACAGGUUCAGAACUUUUGUGAAACAGCACAGUUGAAAAAUAUAUGGCAAAUAGAAAUCAAAACUGGAUGGUCUUCAGAGAUAGAUGGGAGGGAUUGAGGGUAGAUGAAGGAUGGGACUAAAAACAAACAAAAGAGAAAAAUUGUAAAAUCUACUGUGUCUGUAAAAUGUAUAUAGUAUGUACAGUUGAAGUCGGAAGUUUACAUACACUUAGGUUGGAGUCAUUAAAACUCAUUUUUCAACCACACCACAAAUGUCUUGUUAACAAACUAUAGUUUUGGCAAGUCGGUUAGGACAUCUACUUUGUCCAUGACACAAGUAAUCUUUCCAACAAUUGUUUACAGACAGAUUAUUUCACUUAUAAUUCACUGUAUCACAAUUCCAGUGGGUCAGAAGUUUACAUACACUAAGUUGACUGUGCCUGUGACUGUGCCUUUAAACAGCUUGGAAAAUUCAAAAAAAUUAUGUCAUGGCUUUAGAAGCUUCUGAUAGGCUAAUUGACAUCAUUUGAGUCAACUGGAUGUGAACCUGUGGAUGUAUUUCAAGGCCUUCAAACUCAGUGCCUAUUUGCUUGACAUCAUGGGAAAAUCAAAAGAAAUCAGCCAAGACCUAAAAAAAAAAUGUGUAGACCUCCACAAGUCUGGUUCAUCCUUGGGAGCAAAUUCCAAAAGCCUGAAGGGACCACGUUCAUCUGUACAAACAAUGGUACGCAAGUAUAAACACCAUGGGACUACGCAGCCAUCAUACCGCUCAGGAAGGAGACGCGUUCUGUCUCCUAGAGAUGAACGUACUUUGGUGCGAAAAGUGCAAAUCAAUCCCAGAACAACAGCAAAGGACCUUGUGAAGAUGCUGGAGGAAACGGGUACAAACAUAUCUAUAUCCACAGUAAAACAAGUCCUAUAUCGACAUAGUCUGAAAGGCCGCUCAGCAAGGAAGAAGCCACUGCUCCAAAACCGCCAUAAAAAAGCCAGACUACGGUUUCCAACUGCACAUGGGGACAAAGAUCGUACUUUUUGGAGAAAUGUCCUCUGGUCUGAUGAAACAAAAAUAGAACUGUUUGGCUAUAAUGACCAUCGUUAUGUUUGGAGGAAAAAGGGCAAGACUUGCAAGCCGAAGAACACCAUCCCAACCGUGAAGCACGGGGGUGGCAGCAUCAUGCUGUGGGGGUGCUUUGCUGCAGGAGGGACUGGUGCACUUCACAAAAUAGAUGGCAUCAUGAGGAAGGAAAAUUAUGUGGAUAUAUUGAAGCAACAUCUCAAGACAUCAGUCAGGAAGUUAAAGGUUGGUCGCAAAUGGGUCUUCCAAAUGGACAAUGACCCCAAGCAUUCUUUCAAAGUUGUGGCAAAAUGGCUUAAGGACAACAAAGUCAAGGUAUUGGAGUGGCCAUCACAAAGCCCUGACCUCAAUCCUAUAGACAAUUUGUGGGCAGAACUGAAAAAGUGUGUGGGAGCAAGGAGGCCUACAAACCUGACUCAGUUACACCAGCUCUGUCAGGAGGAAUGGGCCAAAAUUCACCCAACUUAUUGUGGGAAGCUUGUGGAGGGCUACCCAAAACGUUUGACCCAAGUUAAACAACUUAAAGGCAAUGCUACCAAAUACUAAUUGAGUGUAUGUAAACUUCUGACCCACUGGGAAUGUGAUUAAAUAAAUAAAAUCUGAAAUAAAUCAUUCUCUACUAUUAUAAAAUAACGUGGUGAUCCUAACUGACCUAAGACAGGGAAUUUUUACUAGGAUUAAAUGUCAGGAAUUGUGAAAAACUGAGUUUAAAUGUAUUUGGCUAAGGUGUAUGUAAACUUCCGACUUCAACUGUAUAAGCUGGAAGUAGAAGCCGAAGUGCUGUUGUCCAUUAGUUCACUCCAAUUAGGGGAGGGGUGGUAGGGUUAGGGGAAAAUAAUUAAAUAUAUUUUAUAUAUAUAUUUACAAAAAAUAAAUAACUUAACUGGAGUCGUGCAUCCCUGUCCUCCACACUUCGUGGUUGUUACAGUAUGUGUGUGUGUCCCUUGUUAAGCCACAGCUAAGUGACAUUUAUAGUGCUGUAAUCUCGCUGGCGUGUCACUCAGGUCUACACGGUCGGCUCAAGCGGAACCCACCUGCUGAUGUGGGCCACCAGCGGUAACCAUGGCGACCGGUGGUCCUACGCAAGUGUGAUCCUGUCCAACACAGCCCCCUUCAAAGUGACCUUCCAGGCAGAAGUGGGGGGUGACGUGUGGACGGACAUCGCCCUGGAUGACAUCUCCUUUACCACCGAGUGUGUGGUGGGA